This is a messenger RNA of Lepisosteus oculatus (spotted gar), 5011 nucleotides long. The record is from RefSeq and is a predicted model, not a curated record. Lineage: Eukaryota; Metazoa; Chordata; Actinopteri; Semionotiformes; Lepisosteidae.
AUGCUGACAGGUCUCAAGCAGGGCUGGGGGCUCAUUGGUGGACAAUAGCUGCGUCCACAAUCCCAGUGGCUGUGGAAAGAGCAGGCGUGCUCUCUGUCAUUAAAAUUCUCUCGGACACGCAACCAGGCACAACAGCAUGUUGUCGCUGAAAGCUGAAGAACUGUGGGUGGUACUGACUUCCUUCUUCUCUGGCACGCUGUUCAUGAUCGUCCUAGCGCUGCUGUGCUAUUUCACCUGUCGUGUGGCACCCAAGCUGAAGCCACUGGGCACCCCUAUGCACUUCUGAAAGAGUCUUCCCCGCGGGGUUUGUAUCAUCUCUGCUCCAAACGGAGGAUAUAGACAAAAACAAAAUGAAGGAGCAUUUUAGACACAGAUAUUAUUUCACAGCCUGAUGUGGACACAGCAGAAGGAAGAUGGUUUCCAGUAUAACCAGGAAAAUGCCAGGAAUAAUGAACUGGAAUGAAUUGAAUUUGCAGUUCUUUUCAUAAGACGAGCAGUUUUAUAUGUUGUGGGCACUGACAAAACUGAGGACAGAAUGAAGCUGACAUCAGUCUUCCUCUGCACCAGUCUCGUGUGGGUCUGCUCAGGGAAGCCAGAGUUUCCUGAAGAAGAGAAAAAUCCCAGGUUUUGGAAUGAUAUGGCUCAGAAGACACUACAGAAAGCUCUGUCUCUGCAAGAACACAACAAGAACAUUGCCAAAAACAUCAUUCUUUUCCUUGGAGACGGUAUGGGCAUUCCUACGGUAACAGCAGCCAGAAUUCUGAAGGGCCAGAUGAAUGGGCACAGUGGGGAAGAGACUGAACUGGAAAUGGACAAGUUUCCCUAUGUGGCUCUUUCCAAGACUUACAACACAAACGCACAGGUGCCCGACAGCGCGGGAACGGCCACGGCCUACUUGUGUGGGGUGAAGGCGAACGAGGGGACAGUAGGGGUGAACGCGGCAGCGGUGCGUUCCCAGUGCAACACGACCCAGGGGAACGAGGUUUCCUCCAUCCUGAAGUGGGCCAAAGACGCAGGCAAGUCAGUGGGCAUUGUCACGACGACAAGGAUAAACCAUGCCACUCCUAGCGCCGCCUAUGCACACUGUGUGGAUCGGGAUUGGUACUCUGAUGGAGAGAUGCCCCAAGACGCCAUUGAAGGUGGCUGCAAAGACAUCGCCAGGCAGCUGUUCGAGAACAUUCCCAACAUUGACGUGAUCAUGGGAGGAGGGAGGAAGUAUAUGUACCCCAAAAACACCUCCGAUGUGGAGUACCCCAACGAGCGCAAACACAGUGGCACUCGCAGGGAUGGCAGAAGCCUCAUAGAGGAGUGGAAAAACAGAACCAGCAGCAUGAAUGGCCACUAUGUGUGGAACAGACGUCAGCUGUUAUCUCUGGAUCCAAACAGAGUAAACUAUUUACUGGGUCUCUUUGAGCCUGGAGAUAUGCCAUAUGAGCUGGAGCGUAACAAAGACACAGACCCCUCCUUGACCGAGAUGGUGGAAAUAGCCAUCAAAAUCCUGAGACGAAACCCCAGGGGCUUCUACUUGCUGGUGGAAGGGGGUCGGAUUGACCACGGCCAUCACGAGGGGAAAGCUAAGCAGGCCCUGCAUGAGGCGGUGGAGAUGGACAAGGCCAUUGGCAGGGCAGGGCUCCUGACCAGUGAAGAAGACACCCAGACCGUCGUGACAGCAGACCACUCCCAUGUCUUCACCUUUGGGGGCUACACCCACAGAGGGAACCCCAUUUUCGGAUUGGCACCUAUGAUGAGCGAUAUUGACCAAAAGCCAUUUACAUCCAUCCUGUAUGGGAACGGGCCAGGGUACAAGCUGGUGAAUGGAGGAAGGGAGAAUGUCUCCACUACCGACUACAAUCACAAUGACUAUCUGGCCCAGUCAGCUGUGCCCCUGCGAAUGGAGACUCAUGGUGGUGAAGAUGUGGCCAUUUUUUCAAAGGGACCCAUGGCACACUUGCUGCAUGGUGUCAAGGAGCAGAACUACAUCCCCCAUGUCAUGGCGUAUGCAGCCUGUAUUGGCAAAAAUAAGCAGCACUGUAUAUCAGGAUCUUCUGGAGCUCCCUCUGUUGCUUUCACAGUUUUCAGCCUGACCGCCCUUCUCACAUUGAGCGUGGUGCUGUGCUGACACUUUUGUUAAAACGAUAUCACAAGGAGGGACUGCUUUUUUUUGACCGAGAUAAUCUGUCAUGGAUUGGUAGAAAAAGCAGCAACUUUCAACAGACUUGGCUUCAAACUCAACCCACCCAGUUAUACUGUACCUCUUUUUAUUCUUGACAGUUCACAUCAGCUGAUAUAGAUGUCAGGGCAGGCGUGUAGCAGAAUGGCAAGCACUGAAUGUACAGUAACAGCUCAAGAACGUUACAGUAGUGAGGAGUUUGGUAGCAUUAUGCCACUAUGAGUGGUGUAAUCUAUAGAAUUCCAAGCAUGAAAGACAGCAUGCUCUAUCAGGUCCUUGGGUAUUCUAGCAUUAGAAUUAUUCAAGUUUGUUAAUGUACUGUAGCUGAUUAGGCAAUACAUACAUGGAAGAAGAGUAAUGUGCCCACUUGUUUUUUGGAAUUCCAUUUACAAGCAAACCUAUCGUUUUAUAUGUCAAUUACUGGAGCAACAUAGCAAAAGGAAACGACAUCAUAAAGGAAAAAAAAUAGGGAUAUAGCCAAUAACUACUGUAUAUGUUGGCAUAUGACUGAAAACAGCAAGACAUUUCGAGGAACAGAGGGGAAUAAAACACUGCCAAAAGCUAAAACAUAAAAAGAUAACAGCUCUUCAGCUACUAGUGAUGUUUCAGCACCCCUGUGGUUUGCACAUGUCUCUGAGCUUGUGGUGCUCGUACCUGGGCUAUCUGGAACAUGGGUAUAAUCUAGGACACCUUGCAGAAGACCCUAAAUAGAAACAAGUCAGGAAAAGGGAACGUUUGCAGUUCUGCCAUUUCUGAAAAACGAGUCGAAGACUUAAAAACACCCAAUUCUGUAGCCAUGACAUCAUAUGUAAAUAUAUUUCAUUUGUGAUACUAUUACGUGACUGUUAAACAAUUCUGGGAAAUCAGGUAAUAGACCAAAAAUGUGUACUGUAAGUGCUUACUCACAAUAAGAAAUGAAAAGACAAACUUUAAAAUUAUUUUUCAAUGUUUGAUAUUGAAAUGUAUAAUCUUCCUUAGAAAUUCCAACAUUUUACUUUUACUUUAAAGUUUAAAUGCAAACUGUCAUUCUAAUGAAUAUGGUGCCAUUUACAAAGGUGUGAACACUGUAAAUUGGAUUUACAGGUAUAAAUCUUGACCAUAGUGUCAUUAUUCUGAACUUUUUCCUUUAGCCUUACUAAAAUGUAGAUUUAUUUGGGUUCUGAUUAUAAUCUACCUCUCUACUCCUGAACUGUACCCUGAGUUAAACAUGUUAAUUGCCAGCAGUUAUUGACAACAUUGUGAAAUGGACAUUGACACAGCACCGCACACCCUCAUUCAAGACAAUGACUUCACAUGAGUAAAAAUAAACCUUUUAGGUCCGACUAAAGUGAUGUAAGCAGUUUAUGGUCCUAUUCUUUUAAUCUGCUGUGCAGUUAGGUGCAUUGUCUCAUCAAGAAUGUUAGUAAGGAGCACAAACAUACUAAAACCUUAAACCUACUGUGUUUGUUUUUUGCACCCUUGGAGGUUUUUAUUACCUCCAAGCACAAUUUUUCCAUCUGAUCUCUGAUCAAGUAGUGGUGUAAAGAUGAUGCUUUCACAAGCCCUUCAUUUCUUGAAAAAAAGCCCUAUGAGCCCCCUGAGAAAUACAAUCAACUGCUAAGUCAGUAUGACAUAAAUCAACACUGACCAGCUUUUUCUAAUGAGAAGACUUCAAAGCAUCUGUCUAUUAUGGGUCAUGUAAAAGUAAGAUCAUUUUUCAGUAUAAAGAGAUGGAUACGCAGGCCACAACUGUGUCAAUGUCUGUAUCUUCUGGUACAUUAGGAUUGACCUUUUAUCUUACAUGUAAUCUUCUAAACUAAAUAAUCUCCAACUUCACCUGCUUGAUUUAUUUCAAUAAAAUAACUCUUUAGAUUACUUGUUCAUUUUUAAAAAUAUCCGACAGCUUCGAAGCAUUAUGACAUGCUAUGCUAGUAAAAUCAUUUUUAGAAAAUGCAAAAAUGCAAGUGUUUUUUAAUGUUCCUUUUUUUUAAGGCUAAUACAGCAACUCUUGUGGUUACAUUAAGAUAUCGGAGGCAGAUUUAGUUUUAAUAUUCACACAAAUACACAAACAAUAAUGCUAUUGAAAUGCAAAACGUUCACCGCACCCCCUGGACACAUUGAGAAAGCAAACUGCAGGCGUUCGUUUCAGUAUUAAGUUCAUAUUCAUAUUCAAUAAUUAAGUAGAUUAACUAUUCAGAUGUGUUGUGAGCAGUAAAGUUACUUGUAGGCAGAUUACCAUUGAUCGUAGUUACUUGAUUACUCAACAAAUAAGGCACUAUAUUUCAGGAAACAAAACAGUUUGGAAGCUACUUUCUAUGACGCAAACAGGCACAAAUGCAGCAUGAACGAGCUAAAUAGAUUUGGUUCUCCUGCACCAUUAUAGGGUGGCAUCACAUCCCGAAAAAAGACGUCAUAAUAUCUCAGGAAUUUAACAACACUUUCAAUGGCACAAAUGGAGCACUAACAAAUGCAUUGUGUUUCACUGUGCUGUCUGUGGGGAGGUCUAGAAUGUGAUCUGUUUUCUGAUUAAUAUUUAUACACUGUUACAUCCUAGUGUGUGUGUCUUUUGCACCCACCUUUGUUAUCGAGCUUCCUAGUCCCACACCAGAAACCACCUGCUUCCAAAAUAAUUAUCCUUAAUGUUACACCCCUUUACCCUUAGACACUUGGGGUCAUAAAAUACACAAUUACUAAUAAUUCCAUAUACUGUAUGUGACUAAAAAUCAAUAAUCAACUUAUUAGACAAUACAUACAGGAUUCUCUACACCAGUGGAUGUUUGUUUUCUGACCAGGAUGAGGAGUGAAAUGCCUGCCUAUUUUUUGGAAUCUCAUUUACAAGCAAAAUAAAAUGCAAUUCAUGAA